Messenger RNA from Knipowitschia caucasica, 429 nucleotides. NCBI's taxonomy places the organism in Eukaryota, Metazoa, Chordata, Actinopteri, Gobiiformes, Gobiidae. The record is from the annotation of a GenBank genome assembly.
AUGACGGUGAGGCGGGACACGGUGAGUGUGGUUAUGACGGUGAGGCGGGACACGGUGAGUGUGGUUAUGAUGGUGAGGCGGGACACGGUGAGUGUGGUUAUGAUGGUGAGGCGGGACACGGUGAGUGUGGUUAUGAUGGUGAGACGGGACACGGUGAGCGUGGUUAUAACGGUGAGUGUGGUUAUGAUGGUGAGUGUGGUUAUGAUGGUGAGGCGGGACACGGUGAGCGUGGUUAUGAUGGUGAGGCGGGACACGGUGAGCGUGGUUAUGACGGUGAGCGUGGUUAUGACGGUGAGUGUGGUUAUGAUGGUGAGACGGGACACGGUGAGCGUGGUUAUGACGGUGAGUGUGGUUAUGAUGGUGAGGCGGGACACGGUGAGCGUGGUGAUGACGGUGAGGCGGGACACGGUGAGUGUGGUUAUGAGGUGA